Pseudo-nitzschia multistriata is the source of this 1163-nucleotide messenger RNA. NCBI's taxonomy places the organism in Eukaryota, Bacillariophyta, Bacillariophyceae, Bacillariales, Bacillariaceae. The record is from the annotation of a GenBank genome assembly.
ACAUGUUGUUUGGCUACAGCUCUGCUACAACCAUCGUUUUUAUUUGAAGGGAUAGAAGUAAUUAGUAAUUCAACCAUGACGUGAGUAACGAAUCCGAGCAGAAUGAAAUGAAUAACAAUGAGAUGAUGAGGAGUUACAGGAUGUUUCGAAGAGUGCUAGGCACUGUUCUUGCACUCCAGUUCAUCUAGAGCGGAUUGCGGCCAUCCGAUGCUGUCGCUGAACCAUCCAUGGCGUGUAGUUCAUAGCAUUCCAGUUUCUGAUCCAUUGUCUUUUUUGUCUCUUCUUCUCUGCCCUGGGAACGCAACGUAUGAUUCACUGUGACUGUACACAACAACCUUGUCUCCUGCCUUGACUGGACCAAUGAACCGAACACGCGACCGGAACACGAUAAAAAUAUACCUUUUUCAUAUUGUACACAUGCUCUUGCCUCGGUUUGAUAUGAUUGCAUUUGUCAUUCGCGUGCAGUGACCAAGAACGAACCCAAAAAAUCGGWGGUGUCCGCAUYCAAGACGGAGAGGAAGUCUUCGGAGUUGCCCAUCUCUUCGCUUCCUUCAAUGACACCUUUGUCCACGUUACCGAUCUUUCGGGACGAGAAACUUUGGUUCGAGUUACCGGAGGAAUGAAGGUCAAGGCCGAUCGUGACGAAUCUUCUCCUUACGCUGCCAUGCUUGCCGCCCAGGAUGUCGCCGAAAAGUGCAAGGAACUUGGCAUCACCGCCCUCCACAUCAAGGUCCGAGGAACCGGAGGUUCCAAGGCCCGCAGUCCUGGACCAGGAGCACAAUCCGCYCUUCGAGCGUUGGCACGAAACGGAUUGAAGAUCGGACGCAUUGAGGACGUCACGCCUAUUCCUUCCGAUUCCACCCGACGCAAGUCUGGACGACGUGGUCGUCGUCUGUAGACAUGGAAAAAGAGAGAAACAAAGAAACGAUCCCACCWAUAUUAUUGCAAAGCAUGCAUACGCUUCUUUUCACUUUUUUACCACACUACUAGUUACUAGCUGCCACCUAAGAAUACAAAAAUAAAACAAAACCAUCCCCUGACAUGGCUCGAUGCCGAGUACRYAUAGAUCUCAUCUGAAUCCUUACGUUUCGCUAAUGUUCCGUGGCCAUGUUUCCGAACCAAAAGAAAUCCUCGAGGACUGMGUAUAAACAUGUAGAUUCUGA